GAGCUCACAGGGUGAACACCGGCGGAGGAGCGGGACAGCCGCACACACAACAUGUACUAUCAACGGCACCUGCGAACUAUGCCAAGAUUGCUGUGAAUCUCUGAGUGAAGAUGGCCUUCUUUCAGAACAACUUCUGGGGGGAGAAGAAUGCCGGCUUUGACGUGCUCUACCACAACAUGAAGCAUGGCCAACUGGCAACCAAGGAGCUAGCCGAGUUUGUCCGCGAGAGGGCUGCCAUCGAGGAGACCUACUCCAAAUCAAUGAGCAAACUGGCAAAAAUGGCGAGCAAUGGAAGUCCACAGGGGACGUUCGCUCCCAUGUGGGAUGUGUUCAGAGUGUCUUCAGACAAACUGGCCCUCUGCCACCUCGAGCUGAUGCGAAAGAUGAACGACCUGAUCCGAGACAUCAAUAAAUACGGAGACGAGCAGGUCAAAAUUCACCGCAAGACAAAGGAGGAGAUGGUGGGGACGGUGGAGGUGGUUCAGGUGCUGCAGGUCCAGAGCGGUCACCUCCAGAAGUCUAAGGAGGGGUAUCACGCCAAGUGUCUGGAGCUGGAUCGACUCAGGAAAGAGGGAGCGCCGCAGAAGGAAGUGGAGAAGGCGGAGCUGAAGUCUAAGAAAGCGGCCGAGUCAUUCGCGUUGUGCAUCGAGAAGUAUAAUCGUGUGGGAGGAGAGUUUGAGCAGAAGAUGAGCGAGUCGGCUCAGAAGUUUCAGGAAAUCGAGGAGACCCAUUUGCGGCAGAUGAAGCAGCUCAUUAAAGGUUACUCCCACUCCAUAGAGGACACCCAUGUGCAGGUGGGACAGGUCCAUGAGGAGUUCAAGCAGAACGUGGAGAACAUCGGCAUCGAUAACCUCAUCCAGAAAUUUGCAGAGCUGAAAGGGACGGGCAAAGACCGGCCGGCUCUGGUUUGUUUUGAGGAGUACAUGACAGCUUUGGCACCUGAAGGAGGGAAGAAGAGUCGAGCUAAAGCUUUCAGGAUCCCCGGCCUCGGCAAGAGAGACAAAGAGCCAGACUCCACGGAUUCAGCCGUGACGGAGGCACCGAAUUCACCCCUGGAAGUCGACGACGAGGGCUUCGUAAUCCGAGCUGACAGCGCCCAGAAUGGCUGUGCCGAGGAGAAGGAAACCAACUUCUACUCCAGCGACUCCGACUUCGACGACGAGGAGCCCAAGAAGUUCCACAUCCAGAUCCGGCCGGUUGCCAGUAGCAACCGAAGCAGCUCGGCCGCCACGGAGAAGGAACUGAAGGCCACCGUGGGGGCGCUCACCCUCCCACCCAACAGGGGGGCACGGCAGCAGGUGUCAGUCAAAAGGCAUCUCUCCAGAAACUCCAGUACAGCAGGAGGCCGAUCGGAGGAGGCCGAGGGCGUCUCACACAGGGAUGGAGAGCAGGACGGUCUUCGCAGAUCCACGUCCAGUCCUGAUCACAGCAGGUUGAGUUCAACAGCCUCUGGUUCUGACAACCUGUUCGGACCCCCGCUGGAGACGGCCUUCAAGUCCAAAAGCUUUGAUGGUCGUGAAGCCCUAAGAGAGCAGAACGCCUUCAGAGCCUCUGAAUAUGCUGCCUUCUCCUCUGACUCCUCGUCCCCAGAGAACGUGGAGGACUCUGGCCUGGACUCUCCUUCCCAUCAGCCCCUGGGCCCCUCCCCUGAGCCGGUGGGCUGGGCGGCGUGGCCCCCCAUGUCUCAGUGUAAAAAUCAGACUCAAACUCUGGGGCGACCCGUGGACCCUUUCCUCUCCGCCUUCCGUGACCCCUCCCCGGGUUGCAGCCCCCACUCGCAGGACGACCCUGCGAGCGCGUGGUCGGUGGCGGCGUCUCGUCCGUCCCGCGUCCCCCCAGAGGUGGACCCCACAUCGAUGCGUUUCCCGGCCUUCUCUCAGUCCUUCCCCACGCCUGAGGUGGAGUCGUCGGUGUGGAACUGCAAACACAUCCCACCGGAGGACCCCUUCCUCGCCGCUUUUGAGAGGACGGUCACUCAGGAGACUCUAAACCUGUCGGACGCCUGGACACGCCCACCGCCCCGCCCCGCUCAGGACGGCAGGGGGGCGGAGGUGCGAGGCGACCCGUUUUCCGUUAACCUCGUCGACACUAAGACCCUCCCAAACGCCUCCUCCUCGUCCGCCGCGUCGUCGUCCUCCAACCGUAAAGACAGAGACAGGAAACGGGACCGGAGCCUCCCGCCCCCCGUGACCUCCGACGACCCCUUCGCCAUCACCAUGAUCGGCAGCCCCACCCACCAGUCCUCUCUGGCCGCGGCUGCAGGGAUGAUCCCCGCCCACGGCAGCAGCAGUGGUGCAUCCAACAGCAACAGACUGGGCCUGGACGCCGGUCCUGGUUCUGGUCCUGGUUCUGGUCCUGGUUCCGGUCCUGGUUCUGGCUCUGCACCAGCGGCUCAGCCAAAGAAGGAGCUGAUCCACUGGAACUCAGUCCACAACCCGUUCAGCGAAGGCGUCGCCGGAGCUCCGAGCAGCUCCAAGACUCAGGAAGGAGGAGGAGGAGGAGAGAGGAGAAAACAUCGAUCAUCGGAGAGCGAGCCGCGCAGGAACGCCCCGCCCCUCACGAGGCAUUCAGGGCCCCAGGAGGAUCUGUGUUUUUCCACUGACAAAGACCAAGACUGCCUGGAUCUGAACACUCAGCUCCCCUGCACCAUCAGCUCCCAUAAGGGUUCCAAACAUAACUUCAGACAGGACACUGAAGUGGUCUCAGCUCCGUCCAGGACGACUCGGGCCAAAAGGACGUCGGGUCGACUCAGCGGCUGUGAACGGUCUCGUUCUUUAUGCUCCUCCCCCCUGCCGGAGCCCAGCCCCUCCCUCACCUCCUCCUCCUCUUCCAGCCCCAGCGAGUGGGGCCCCCAGGCCAGAGACGGCGAGUGGGGGGGUCAGAACAGAGCCCCCAGUCCUGCCAGGGUGGGCCAAGCCUCUCCGCUGCCGUACCAGCACCAGGACCACGGCCAGCGCCAACUCCACCUGUCCAGGGGUCCCAGUCCCAUCUCCCUCAGCACCCAGGAGGCGUGGCCUGUGGCGGCGGCCAUAACAGAAUACAUCAACGCCUACUUCAAAGGCGGACAACACAACCGGUGUCUGGUGAAGAUCACAGGGGACCUGACCAUGUCCUUCCCAGCAGGCAUCACCAGGAUCUUCACGGCCAACCCCAACGUCCCCGUGCUCAGCUUCAGACUGGUCAACAUCUCACGGAUCGAUCACUUCCUGCCCAAUCAGAAGCUGCUCUACAGCGAUCCGUCUCAGAGCGACCCCGACACCAGAGACUUCUGGUUCAACAUGCAGGCCCUGCAGAUCUACCUGCAGAGAGAGGCCGACCUCAACCCUCAGGCCUCCUACUACAACGUGGGCCUGCUCAAGUACCAGGUGUCCUCUCAGGACCCGGGUCGGGCUCCUCUCCUGCUGUCGGCUGAGUGCCAGCGCAGUGGGACGGUGACCCGGGUCUCUCUGGACUACCACUGCUGCCCCGCCACGGCGCCCUCCACCCAGCUCACCGCCGUCCAGGUGCUGCUGCCGCUGGACCACACCGCCACCGACCUGCAGUGUCAGCCGCCGGCGUCCUGGAACACAGAGGAAAGACGACUGCUGUGGAAACUGCCAAACCUGUCCCCGACCAAUCACAGCAAAGGUUCAGGGACGUUGUGUGCCAGCUGGCAGUGCCUGGAGGUCCCUCGUGGUUCCCCCCCCAGUCUGGCCGUUCAGUUCGUGGGCUCCGGGGCGUCGCUGUCCGGUAUGGACGUGGAGCUGGUGGGCAGUCGCUACCGCAUGUCGCUGGUCAAGAAGAGAUUCGCCACAGGGAAGUACAUGGCAGGCUGCUCCUUGUGAACUGAAGGACGGUGGGAUUCCUCCUGAACGGACCGCGGCUGUGGCUUCACACAACGUUGCACUUUUCUUUUCCCUGAGACUGAACGAAGGAGGUACAGACAGACGUCAGCGGCAGACGCACUGGACAGACUGGGCCUCCAAGGACAAUGUGCACUUACUUCUGACGGACUCCUGCUGAUUCACCACCGGGCCUGUUCUUGGUUUCACUCUUUACUCUAUUUUCAGUUUCGUGUCGUACAUGGAGUCGUUCUGCCUUUUCCAGGAGCUCUAAUCCUUUUCUAUUGAAUCUCCUCUGUUUGGUGUGUUCGGUGUGCCUUCGUUUUAAGAGACGGCGUUCUAGAGGUCAGAACCGUUCCUGAACCAGAGGACAAACACCUAAGCUUGUUACUGUCAGAAAAUAAGAGUUGCCAUGGUGACUAGGAUUUUUAAAGUCUGUAAAUAAUGUCUUGAAAACCCCUCGAAACUAAAAGAAUAAAUCAUUUGUGAGAAAAUAUCCGCUA
Molecule: messenger RNA, 4324 nt
Organism: Sphaeramia orbicularis (orbiculate cardinalfish)
Lineage: Eukaryota; Metazoa; Chordata; Actinopteri; Kurtiformes; Apogonidae
Gene: fcho1
Product: FCH and mu domain containing endocytic adaptor 1
Exons: 27
Coding region: 111-3824 (1237 amino acids)
Biological process (GO): clathrin coat assembly; clathrin-dependent endocytosis
Cellular component (GO): cytoplasm; clathrin-coated vesicle; clathrin-coated pit
Source: RefSeq, a predicted model, not a curated record